Messenger RNA from Arabidopsis thaliana (thale cress), 525 nucleotides. RefSeq names its product cysteine-rich repeat secretory protein. The record is from RefSeq and is marked reviewed. The transcript is spliced from 3 exons. NCBI's taxonomy places the organism in Eukaryota, Viridiplantae, Streptophyta, Magnoliopsida, Brassicales, Brassicaceae. Gene Ontology annotation, cellular component: extracellular region. The coding region runs from base 1 to 525 and encodes 174 amino acids.
AUGAACAAAACAAUGUACUCUUCAUAUUCUUUAUCCAAACGUCUUGUUUCUAUCCCUAUCUUGGCUAUACAACUCCUUCUCAUACGCAGUGUCUCGUCACUGAACCUUACCAAUGACUAUCUUAACCACAAAUGCCUCGUCAGUCAAGGGAAAUAUAGGCCUGGAGAUAAGUACGAGGACAACCUCAACUUUCUCACCCGUGAAUGCCGCGGCGACUCCUACGACUCCAAGUGCCUCUCCUGCUAUGCCACCGCCCUUUCCGGGAUCAUCCCCAAGGAAGAACGAUUAAAGGAAUGUUUUCUCUAUGCACAACCCAAACAACAUGAUCGAGGACACGGAAUUGUUCAACAAGAAAACAAGGGAUUUCCUCUACGAGCUCAUGCUGGAAGCCACUACACCCAACAGGACAAUGAUGCUUUACGCAGCAGGGGAGAAGAAGCUAGGGACAAAGAAAUUGUAUGCAAUGGUACAGUGUGCGCAAGACAUAUUGCGAUGAAAGGGUUGUUUGGAAUGGAGUAUCAAUGA